Molecule: messenger RNA, 1227 nt
Organism: Arachis duranensis
Lineage: Eukaryota; Viridiplantae; Streptophyta; Magnoliopsida; Fabales; Fabaceae
Exons: 2
Coding region: 1-1227 (408 amino acids)
Biological process (GO): proteolysis
Molecular function (GO): aspartic-type endopeptidase activity
Source: RefSeq, a predicted model, not a curated record
AUGAUAGAAAAGAUGAUGAAACUCCAGAAAAUAACAAACAAAAACCAUGAGGCCUCCAUAAAGAGCCUAGAAAGGCAGAUCGGGCAAAUCUCCAAGCAAAUUUUUGUUGAGAGACCUUCAAGCUCACUGCCUAGUGACACAAUCCCAAAUCCCAAGGAGGAAUGCAAGGCAAUACAAUUAAGGAGUGGGAGAAUAUUGAUAAGCAACAAUGACACUACAAAGAAGCAAGCAGAGAGCAUCAAAGAACCAACAGGGAACAAAAAGCAAAUGAAGGCAGAUGAAGUACUAGAUCAAGAGGAGAUGCCAAACAAAAGCACUGAAAAGCUUAAAGAGAAGGAUAACCACCAGAGUCAACAGCAAGUAAGGAAAAACAGCAUAACUCCACUGCCAUAUCCUCAGAGAUUCAACAAAGAGCUUAUCAAUAAGAAAAGAAGUUGGCUUGAGAGGGAAACCGUAUUACUCACCGAGGAAUGCAGUGCUGUGAUUCAACGGGGUAUUCCACCAAAACUCAAGGAUCCGGGGGGCUUUGUAGUGUCGUGCACCAUUGGAAAAACAAUUCUCAACAAAGCUCUCUGUGACCUUGGUGCCAGCAUCAAUUUAAUGCCUCUUUCAAUGAUGAGAAAGCUUGAUAUAGAAGAGCUCAAACCCACCAGGAUGUCAUUAGUUAUGGCUGACAGAUCCAUUAAGACACCCAAUGGAAUUGUGAAAAAUCUGUUGGUGAAGAUUGGGGAAUUUAUCUUCCCAGCAGAUUUUGUGAUUUUGGAUACUGAAGAGGAAGGAAGUGACUCAAUCAUUUUGGGAAGGCCAUUUUUACACACAGCAAGAGCCAUCAUUGAUGUAGAAAAAGGAGAAAUGAUCUUCAGGGUCCAUAAUGAACAAAUGAUCAUAAAUGUUUUCAAGUCAAUGCAAAACAUCCCUGAGCAAGAGGACUAUGUAAAAGUGGAUAUGAUUGAGAGUUUGGUGGAAGAAAUGCUGGAAGAAAAUUCUCAGGAGCAAGAAGGAAAUCAAGGUGCAACAGAAGAACAAGUAGCUGAGACCUUCAUUGAAGAUGAGAAACAGGACAAGAAGGAAGAAGUACGGAAACAAGAACUGAAACCACUACCUCCCCAUCUCAAAUAUGCAUUUCUAGGUACAUCAGAGAGUUUCCCAGUGAUCAUUAAUUCAUCCCUGACAAAGAAGGAAGAGGAGAGCUUCUCAAUGUACUCAAAGCUCACAAAGAUGCUUUAG